UAACCUAACAUAAUUAUCUCGACAUUUAUAUCGAGUUGGGUUCCCAGUUUUUUACUUCAUUCAUCAGAUAAUCAACAUAAUAAUCGUAAGCGGAAGAAGUGACAAACCGUUAGAAGUUGUUUAAAAAUUAUAUCAGCGAAUAAUUAAAACUUUGUGAGUACGGAUUAAGUUUGUUCUAAAAAAGUGAGGUUAAGUUAUACACUCAACAACGUUUUAACUACGAAAAUGGCAUACAAACCGCAAAAAGUUCAAAAAGUGAUGGUUCAACCCAUCAAUUUGAUCUUCCGUUACCUACAAAAUCGAUCAAGAGUUCAAGUGUGGUUAUAUGAAAAUAUCAAUUUAAGACUCGAAGGACACAUUGUAGGGUUCGACGAAUAUAUGAAUCUCGUUUUGGAUGACGCAGAAGAAUACUAUGUGAAGACCAAAAACAGGAGACAGUUAGGACGAAUAAUGCUCAAGGGCGACAACAUAACGCUAAUUCAAAAUGUAAAUCCUCAAGCGGGAAAUUAAUGAAUUUUUAUGUAUGCUGAAAAAUAAAGUUUGUAAUUUAAUUUAAUCUGCUAAAAAUGUUAUUUGUCGUCAAAAGACAGAUUCGGACUCAAUACCUAAAUACAACGUAUUUUAUUAUAAUUAUGAGUAUUAUUAUUAUUUGUAUAAUUCGUGACAGCGGUUGAUUGUGUUGUAAAAAGGUAUGCUGGCGCCUCGAAUUAUCCUGUUCGCCUUAUAUUUUUUAAUCAAAUAAAGAAAAUAUUUAAUUUUGUCAACAA
Zophobas morio is the source of this 767-nucleotide messenger RNA. RefSeq names its product probable small nuclear ribonucleoprotein E. Gene Ontology annotation, molecular function: RNA binding. Gene Ontology annotation, biological process: spliceosomal snRNP assembly; mRNA splicing, via spliceosome. The coding region runs from base 226 to 510 and encodes 94 amino acids. The transcript has a single exon. Gene Ontology annotation, cellular component: precatalytic spliceosome; U4 snRNP; U5 snRNP. NCBI's taxonomy places the organism in Eukaryota, Metazoa, Arthropoda, Insecta, Coleoptera, Tenebrionidae. The record is from RefSeq and is a predicted model, not a curated record.